AUGGGCAGGGAAGACAAAGCGACGUGGAAAGCGAAUUACUUCGUUAAGAUAGUGGAGUUAUUAGAAGAAUAUCCAAAAUGUUUUAUUGUCGGGGUUGACAACGUUGGUUCGAAGCAAAUGCAAGAAAUCCGUCAAGCUAUGCGUGGUCAUGCCGACAUUUUAAUGGGUAAAAAUACAAUGAUUCGCAAAGCCAUUCGUGGUCAUCUUCAGACUAAUCCGGAUUUAGAGAAACUGCUUCCACAUAUUGUCGGCAACGUGGGGUUUGUUUUUACCAAAGAAGACCUUAGCGAUGUUCGUGCAAAAUUAUUGGAAAAUAGACGUGGAGCUCCGGCAAAAGCUGGUGCUAUUGCUCCAUGUGAUGUCAAAUUGCCACCUCAAAAUACUGGAAUGGGACCAGAAAAAACAUCGUUUUUCCAGGCUUUGCAAAUACCAACUAAAAUCUCUCGUGGAACCAUCGAAAUUUUGAAUGAAGUACAUUUAAUCAAAACUGGUGAAAAAGUUGGAGCAUCUGAGUCGGCUCUUUUAAAUAUGUUGAACAUCAUGCCAUUUUCGUACGGGCUUGUUGUGCGACAAGUCUAUGAAAAUGGGACGGUGUUUGCACCAGAAGUUCUUGAUAUGACAUCCGAUGAUAUUCGCGGAAAGUUUUUGCUUGGAGUACGAAAUGUUGCUGCAGUGUCAAUGGCAAUUGGUCAUCCAACGCUUGUUUCGGUGCCUCAUUCGAUCGCUAAUGCCCUCAAGAAUUUGUUGGCUAUUGCUGUGGAAGCCAAUAUCGAUAUGAAAGAAGCGCAAAAAAUCAAGGAGUUCUUAGCAGAUCCAUCGAAGUUCGCAACUGCAACAGCACCUAAGGCCACACCAGUGGUACCAUCUGCUCAACCAGAAGCACCAGCCAAGAAGGAGGAAGCCAAAAAAGAAGAGUCAUCAGAUGAAGAUAUGGGAUUCGGGCUUUUUGAUUGA
This is a messenger RNA of Thelazia callipaeda (thelaziosis nematode), 954 nucleotides long. Lineage: Eukaryota; Metazoa; Nematoda; Chromadorea; Rhabditida; Thelaziidae. The record is from the annotation of a GenBank genome assembly.